AUGGCGUCCGAGCAGUCAACAAGCGGCGUUGCCACCAAUGGCGCUCCCGAUUUCACCGUCAAGGCCGGCCUGGCUCAGAUGUUGAAGGGCGGUGUUAUCAUGGACGUGGUGAAUGCUGAGCAGGCCCGCAUUGCCGAAGAGGCCGGUGCUGCCGCCGUCAUGGCCCUUGAACGAGUCCCCGCCGACAUUCGCGCUCAAGGCGGCGUUGCUCGCAUGUCUGAUCCGUCAAUGAUCAAGGAAAUCAUGGAAGCAGUUACAAUUCCUGUCAUGGCCAAAGCUCGCAUUGGACACUUUGUUGAAUGCCAGAUCCUCGAAUCAAUUGGUGUCGACUACAUCGAUGAAUCAGAAGUCCUCACUCCAGCAGACGACAAAUACCACGUCGAGAAAUCCACUUUCAAGGUUCCCUUUGUCUGCGGCUGCCGCAACCUGGGCGAAGCUCUGCGCCGCAUCUCCGAAGGCGCAGCCAUGAUUCGCACAAAGGGUGAAGCCGGCACAGGAGAUGUCGUCGAAGCCGUCAAACAUAUGCGCACAGUAAAUGCCGAGGUUGCGCGUGCACGCGGUAUCCUGCUGGGCUCGUCGUCUCCGCAAGACGCAGAAAUUGUGCUGCGCGCCUAUGCCCGAGAACUCGAGGUUCCAUAUGAACUGCUCCGCGAGACGGCGGAGAAGGGUCGCUUGCCUGUAGUCAAUUUCGCGGCAGGUGGUGUUGCUACCCCAGCUGAUGCGGCCCUCAUGAUGCAACUCGGUUGCGACGGUGUGUUUGUCGGAUCAGGUAUUUUCAAGUCUGGAGAUGCCCGCAAGCGUGCCAAGGCUAUUGUUCAGGCUGUUACGCAUUAUAAGGAUGCUACCGUUCUGGCUCAGGUUAGCGAGGGUCUGGGCGAGGCUAUGGUCGGUAUAAACGUGUCUCAGAUGGCUGAUAAUGAUAAGUUGGCCAAGAGGGGGUGGUAG
This is a messenger RNA of Talaromyces atroroseus, 945 nucleotides long. RefSeq names its product Pyridoxine biosynthesis protein pyroA. The coding region runs from base 1 to 945 and encodes 314 amino acids. Gene Ontology annotation, molecular function: amine-lyase activity. The record is from RefSeq and is a predicted model, not a curated record. NCBI's taxonomy places the organism in Eukaryota, Fungi, Ascomycota, Eurotiomycetes, Eurotiales, Trichocomaceae. The transcript has 3 exons. Gene Ontology annotation, biological process: pyridoxine biosynthetic process; amino acid metabolic process; pyridoxal 5'-phosphate biosynthetic process.